AUGGAAAACCAACGGAAUAUCAAAAUUUCAUUUGCUUUUAACACAUUUUUCUCUAAGCUUCUUGGAUCUGAGAAAAAAAUGGCUCAGCAUUACAACCUAACCCCACUCUUCCUGCUCACAUUUAUCUACUUUAUGCAUGACCACAUGAUAACUAAUGCAACUGCACGUCGCCUUUUAGAGACGCCUCUCCCUGAAAUUCCUAAACCAGAAUUCUCGAAAGCUCUAACCUUGCAAAAGCAUGAAAUUUCAAGUGUUUUGAAACUUGAAAUUCCAACUUGGACAAAGUCGGAGAUACCUGCUGGCCCAAAGCCUGAGGUCCUAUCAGCUUCGAAGCCUGAGUUUCCAAGUUGGCCAAAGCCCAAACUUCCAUCUUGGCCAAAGCGUGAAGUCCCAGCUGCGCCGAAGCACGAACUUCCAUAUUGGCCAAAGCCAGAGGUCCUAGCUGCGCCGAAGCCUGAACUCCCAAGUGUGCCAAAGGCCGACCUUCCAUCAUGGCCAAAGCCCGAGAAACCGGUCGCUCCAAAGCCCGAAUUCCCAAAUUGGCCGAAGCCCGAGCUUCCAUCUUGGCCAAAGCCCGAGAAACCUGCUGCUCCAAAGCCGGAGUUCCCAAGUUGGCCAAAGCCUGAGGUCCCAACUGCACUGAAGCCCCGGCUUCCAUCUUGGCCAAAGCCUGAAGUCCCAGCUGCGCCGAAGCCCAAGCUUCCAUCUUGGCCAAAGCCUGAGGUCCCAGCUGCACCGAAGCCUGAGCUUCCAUCUUGGCCAAAGCCCGAGAAACCUGCUGCUCCAAAGCCCGAGUUUCCAAGUUGGCCAAAGCCCAGGCUUCCAUCUUGGCCAAAGCCCGAGAAACCUGCUACUCCAAAGCCCGAGUUUCCAAGUUGGCCAAAGCCCGAGCUUCCAUCUUGGCUGAAGCCUGAGGUCCCAGCUGCGCCAAAGCUUGAGCUUCCAAGUUGGCAAAAACCCACGCUUUCUCCACCACAUAAACACGCUACUCCUUGA
Molecule: messenger RNA, 996 nt
Organism: Lycium barbarum (goji berry)
Lineage: Eukaryota; Viridiplantae; Streptophyta; Magnoliopsida; Solanales; Solanaceae
Product: protein PELPK1-like
Exons: 1
Coding region: 1-996 (331 amino acids)
Source: RefSeq, a predicted model, not a curated record